Humulus lupulus (European hop) is the source of this 2586-nucleotide messenger RNA. RefSeq names its product probable serine/threonine-protein kinase At1g54610. Lineage: Eukaryota; Viridiplantae; Streptophyta; Magnoliopsida; Rosales; Cannabaceae. The transcript has 8 exons. Gene Ontology annotation, biological process: positive regulation of transcription elongation by RNA polymerase II; protein phosphorylation. Gene Ontology annotation, molecular function: ATP binding; RNA polymerase II CTD heptapeptide repeat kinase activity; cyclin-dependent protein serine/threonine kinase activity. The coding region runs from base 413 to 2188 and encodes 591 amino acids. Gene Ontology annotation, cellular component: nucleus; cyclin-dependent protein kinase holoenzyme complex. The record is from RefSeq and is a predicted model, not a curated record.
ACCUGCCUAAGCUUGAUAUGAUUAAUCCUUCCCAUCAAUAAAAAGAAGACAGACAGAAAUUUGGUUGAAAUUAUAAUAAAUCAUAUCCUUUUUUUAAGCUAAAAAUAAAGGACAAAACUUGGGAGUGAGUUUAGGAUUAAAAAAUCCAAGGCAGGAGAGGAGAGAGAUAAGAGGAGUUCAGUUCUGGGGGUUUGACUUGUGAAUUGGAAGAUCUGCUUUGGUACUCCUUUUAUUCGUCCUCUUAUCUGGAGCCAGAAAAGACGGCCAUCAUCGUAAAACUCACACACCCCAUCAAUCGUUCCAUAUUAAAAACAUACCUCAAAAGUCUAAUUUUUUUUUCUGGAUUCCUACCAAUUACGAACUCAGAUUUAAUCUCAUGAUUAGUUUGCGAGAUGAGGCUUAGAUUCAAGAUAUGGGUUGUGUGUUUGGGCGAGAGGUAUCAUCAAGAACAGUGUCCGAGUCCAAGAGGGAGAGUAGGGAUUCGAGUGUAGCAUCCACAAGGAAAGUAGAUGAGGUUUCGACAGGGAAGGUAGAAGAAAGCAAUGUUGUUGAGGUUCAUGACGAGGGGACCACCACUGAAACCCAGAGCCAGAAGGAGAAAAAGGGUGAUGGAGGAGAUCAGAGGCCACCCAAAGAGGGAAGAAGAAGGUCGAAGCCCAAUCAAAGAUUGAGUAAUCUGCCCAAGCAUGCUCGAGGAGAGCAGGUGGCAGCUGGCUGGCCAAUCUGGCUCACCGACGCAUGUGGGGAGGCUCUCGACGGUUGGAUUCCAAGGAGGGCUGACACGUUUGAGAAGAUUGAUAAGAUUGGAUCAGGUACAUACAGUAAUGUUUACAAAGCUAAAGAUAUGUUGACGGGUAAAAUUGUUGCUCUAAAGAAGGUUAGAUUUGACAAUCUGGAGCCUGAGAGUGUGAAGUUUAUGGCUAGAGAAAUUCUAAUUUUGCGGAGAUUGAAUCAUCCUAAUGUUGUAAAGUUGGAGGGUUUGGUUACGUCGAGGAUGUCUUGUAGUUUGUAUCUGGUCUUUGAGUACAUGGAUCAUGAUCUAGCUGGACUUGUUGCAAGCCCAGAUAUCAAAUUCACAGAGCCCCAGGUCAAAUGCUACAUGCAUCAACUGCUAUCUGGGCUUGAGCACUGUCACAAUCGUGGUGUGCUUCAUCGUGAUAUAAAAGGAUCAAAUCUUCUUAUUGAUAAUGAAGGAGUACUUAGGAUUGCUGAUUUUGGAUUGGCUUCUUUCUUCGAUCCAAACCACAAGCAUCCCAUGACUAGUCGAGUAGUAACUCUAUGGUAUCGACCUCCAGAACUUCUUCUUGGGGCUACUGAUUAUGGUGUGGGUGUGGACCUGUGGAGUGCAGGUUGCAUUUUGGCUGAAUUAUUGGCUGGGAAGCCCAUAAUGCCUGGUCGUACAGAGGUGGAGCAACUACAUAAGAUAUACAAACUAUGCGGCUCACCAACUGAUGAAUACUGGAGAAAAGCAAAGUUGCCAAAUGCUACCUUGUUUAAGCCCCGAGAACCUUACAGAAGAUGUAUAAAAGAAACAUUUAAAGAUUUCCCACCAUCUUCACUGCCCCUUAUUGAUUCUCUUCUUGCAAUUGAUCCAGCUGAACGUAUGACAGCUACAGAUGCUUUACGUAGUCAGUUCUUCAUGACAGAACCAUAUGCUUGUGAACCUUCUAGCCUCCCAAAGUAUCCCCCAACCAAGGAGAUAGAUGCUAAGCGUCGAGAUGAUGAAGCUCGGAGACAAAGAGCUGCUAGUAAAGUCCAGCCUGAAAACGCAAAGAAACCACGCACUCGUGAGCGUGCUGUUAGAGCUAUGCCUGCUCCAGAAGCCAAUGCUGAGCUUCAAGCUAAUAUUGAUAGACGGCGUCUAAUCACGCAUGCAAAUGCAAAGAGCAAAAGUGAGAAAUUUCCUCCACCACACCAAGACGGAGCGGUUGGCUUUCCUGUGGGAUCUUCACAUCAUAUCGAUCCCUCUGCUGUUCCUACCGACGUACCUUUUAGUUCAACCUCAUUCACUUACCAGAAAGGACCAAUACAAACUUGGUCAGGUCCAUUGGUAGACUCAGCUGGGGUUGGGGCUCCAAGGAGAAAGAAGCACACUACAGGCGAUGCACGAGAAACUUCAAAAUCUCAGUCUUCCCAUAGAGAUAGACACGAAGAUGCUCGAGUUAAAGGAAAGAGGAGUGUGGCUUAGACUUUCACACUGCAUAUGAUCAAACUCAUUGCAUUGGUCUGUUGGAUGCCUCCGCUGAUAUAACUUUGGGAGUGGCAAGCAGCAGGCUAUUUGGGCAAGUGAAUAAACAAAUCAUCACAGCUUCUCACAGGAUAGUGUAACUGUAAUGUUUGGUAAAAAAAAGUUCAGGGAUAAAAGCAAGCAAUUUUUUUUAAUACCCCUUUUCAUACUUCUUUCUUUUUCCCCCUCCUUGUCUCAAAGAAAAUUAUUUUUUAGUUAAAUUUGUUGGAUGGUUAGACACUGCCUCUAUUAUGUAUAUCUUGAUUCUUUCUUUGGAGAUUGUGGUGUUGAAAAUUGUGACACUUCGUGAAAUAGUGAAGAGAUCUAAUAUAUGCUCGAGAGCCUCUUUUAUGUCUCCA